Procambarus clarkii (red swamp crayfish) is the source of this 5193-nucleotide messenger RNA. NCBI's taxonomy places the organism in Eukaryota, Metazoa, Arthropoda, Malacostraca, Decapoda, Cambaridae. The record is from RefSeq and is a predicted model, not a curated record.
CAGGGAUAUCGACAACGAUGGCCAUGAGGAUGGUGACGGUGGUGGUGAGUUACGAUGAUGGUGACGCUGAUCACGUGGUUCGAGCGAGUCAGCAUGUUCGUCAUCCUCUUGAACUGUGUGACGCUGGGCAUGUACCAGCCCUGUGUCGACGAGGUCUGCUCCACCAACCGUUGCAAGAUACUCCAGAUGUUCGACGACGCAAUCUUUGCCUUCUUCGCCGUGGAGAUGGUGAUCAAGAUGGUGGCGAUGGGGUGGUCUGGGAAAGGGGCUUACAUGGCUGACUCCUGGAACAGACUGGAUCUUUUCAUCGUGGUGGCCGGGGGUCUGGAGUACUUCCUGGCCAUGGAGAACAUGAACUUGUCUGCCAUCCGCACCAUCAGAGUCCUGCGGCCGCUGCGAGCCAUCAACAGGAUCCCCAGUAUGAGGAUCCUGGUGAUGCUCCUGCUCGACACGCUACCCAUGCUGGGCAACGUCCUCCUCCUCUGCUUCUUCGUCUUCUUCAUCUUCGGCAUCGUGGGCGUGCAGCUGUGGGCGGGGAUGCUGCGUCAGCGAUGCUUCAUAGAGCUGCCCAAGAAUGUCACAGCCAUCUCCGAGCCCAUCACCUCCUACUUCAGAGAAACAGACCAAGAGAAGGACUACAUCUGCUCCCUUCCCAAAGAUAAUGGUAUGCAUGAGUGUCGAAAUCUUCCACAUACAAAAUAUCAAGGAAUGCUAUGUAAUGACUCUGCACUUCUGCAUGUAUCAAAUGAGCCGACCAACAUGUCCUGUGUCAACUGGAACCAAUACUACACAGACUGUCGUCCAGGAGACAAGAAUCCAUUUCAAGGGGCAAUUUCCUUCGACAACAUUGGUCUAGCAUGGGUGGCUAUCUUUCUGGUGAUCAGCUUGGAGGGUUGGACGGACAUUAUGUACUAUGUACAGGAUGCUCACUCCUUUUGGGACUGGAUAUAUUUUGUGCUACUAAUUGUGAUUGGGUCAUUCUUCAUGAUCAACUUGUGCCUGGUUGUUAUUGCUACUCAGUUUUCAGAGACUAAGAAGCGAGAAAUGGAGCGAAUGAAAAUGGAGCGUGCCAGGUUUCAGUCAACUAGUACACUUGCAUCUGGUUCCACUUCGGAACCAAAUUCAUGCUAUGCAGAAAUUAUAAAAUAUAUUGCUCACUUAUGGAGACGAGGAAAGAGAAAAUUUUACAUUCGGUACAAACAGUUUCGCCGGAGAAACAAGUCUGAUCAUCCUCAUCAGCUGAGUCUCAAGAAGCAGCGUCGUCGUCGACAAUAUGAGGCAGCACAGAGUGCCAUUAUCAGUCGGGAAGGUGGAGUAUCUGGAGUGCCAAGCACUGUAGUAGCCAUGGCUCCUACUGUUGGUGGCAUUGGACCUGGUGGAGCCUUAACUGUGAUGAAUAACAUAAGCUCAACAUCUCCACAGCUUUUGUCACCUCCAGAAGUACACGAAGUUCCAGACGACUCGAGAAACAAUAAUGCUCCCCGCAUUAGCCCAGAAUUUUCUGACAUAGAUCCUCAAGCCUCCACACAUCGUCCUGUUCUCCUCAAAAUCUCAAGUGGUACAAGUGGGGAUGGCAGCAAUGAGCUCUUGCCACCAUCACCAGGUGGUCAGGGCACCUGUACCCCACGACAGCGUCGACGCAGCUCUGUCAUGUUCAGUGAUGUAGUGCUUCUUCAUGGUCAUGCUGGGGAGACAGCAACAAAAAAUGUCUGUCACAGUGAGAAGACUACGCAAACUGACGAUGAACCUCUAGAUCCAUCAUAUUUCCGUGAGCCCUUACCCCCAUCACCUCACACACCAGGACCACCUUCUCUUAUGCCCCCUGCUCUACUACCCCCAGCCCUCCUACCCCUUAACAAGAAUAAAUCUUCCUUGCGUUCUGUCUCGCGAACACCCUCAAAUAAUGGUUCAGGGGGAAAGGGUUCUCUCACUUGUGGAGAACUACUGGCACUUAGUGGUGCUCUCUCUGCUGCUUUGCCCACACACUUGGGCAUUGACUCCCGUUCCGUCCACACACUUUAUUCCUCAUUGGCCAAAGGAGUCAAACACUUUUCAGCACCAACUUUAUUCUUUUCUGCUGAUCAAGCCCCUGCAGGUUUCACAAAUUACUAUUCAGAGUCUGAUUCCUGUGACUCAGAGUCUGACUGGAGUGAUGAAGAUUGGAAGGAUGAGGGGACAAAACAGCCUUCUUUAGCCCACAGAUUUUGUUCACAAAUUCGUGUGUAUAUCAAGAAGCUGGUGGAUCACAGAUACUUUCAACGGGGCAUUCUUAUUGCUAUCCUCAUCAACACCCUCAGCAUGGGCAUCGAGUACCAUAACCAGCCGAUGAUGUUGACAAUUAUUGUGGAACUGAGCAACUUCGUCUUCUCAGCUGUGUUUGCCGUCGAAAUGUUGCUAAAGGUUAUUGCCGAGGGACCCUUUGGUUACAUAAGCAAUGGUUUCAAUGUUUUUGAUGGCAUCAUUGUCAUCCUCAGUAUUGUGGAGAUGUACGAGAGCUAUUCGUCAUCAUCAACAGUGACAGACCAACAAGCAGGGCAGGGUUCAGGGCUGUCUGUACUCCGGACCUUUCGCCUCCUUCGCAUUCUCAAGUUGGUGCGGUUCAUGCCCCAACUUCGACGGCAGCUUUUUGUCAUGCUCCGCACCAUGGAUAACGUCGCUAUCUUCUUCUCUCUUCUUAUACUAUUCAUAUUUAUAUUUAGUAUACUGGGCAUGAAUCUUUUCGGUUGCAAAUUCUGCAAAAUGAACCCGGACAAUUCAACUUCUUGUGACCGCAAGAACUUUGACAGUCUCUUAUGGGCCAGCAUAACCGUGUUCCAGAUUCUAACUCAAGAAGACUGGAAUGUGGUGCUUUUCAAUGGGAUGGAAAAGACAAGCCAUUGGGCAUCACUCUACUUCGUGGCUCUCAUGACCUUUGGCAAUUAUGUGCUCUUCAACUUGCUGGUUGCCAUCCUUGUUGAGGGCUUUUCUGCCGAGGAUGAGAAGAAACGAUCAGCGUCCACCUUGGAGGGUGCCGAUGAUGAACGCCGUCUCGCAAAAGGAAAUGAAGAUAGAGUCAAAGAAAAUCAGCUGCGGCAGAAGUUACUUGAUGAUGAUCCAAAAUGCAAUAUUGAGAAAGAGAGCAAGUUACUGCACAUGCCACAGUCAACGAGUCGCGAGAUCCCACCCACGCCUGCAGGAUUCACACCUAUUAUGUCUACACCCACUGCCCACUUAGGAUACCCACCAAUCAUCACACACACUGCUGCUACUCCUCAAGGAUCACCCCAUGCCACUCUGGAGCCAAGUGGGCGUGGGGAACUCAACAACAGGCUCAGCCCUGCCAUGGCUCUUUAUUGCUCAAACCAAGAUCAGCAUGACCGUCCACAGGGUGUCUUAAGGUCAGCCUCCAUCAAGAGCAACAAUACAUCAUUAUCAUCCAGAUCAUCACGUUCAUCAAGUCGCUUAGGACCUCGAGGAGUUCUCCGUCGAGAGUCACUUUCUCCUAAUGAUCUUCCAGGUCGUCGUGAGUCUAUCAGCCCAUCUCCAGGUAGUCGACAACGUCGUAAUAGUGGUUGUGGUUCGCCAUUAUCUUGGCGACGUAAUGGAUCCCAGCGUCGACGACGUGGGUGCAGCAGCACUGGGUCAUCAUUUCGCAGGUCUCAGGUAGACAGAGAGAACCUUGUAAGACACGACUCAGGAUCUGAUGCUGAUGGUGAGGAGGAAACAGCACUCAACAACAAUAUUACAUUUACAAAUAACAACCUGAAUAAUCAUCAUUCUAUGUUUUUAGGGACUGACCACAGCCACUGCAACGGGUCCACCAGCAGCCAUGUGCAGCUGGCCCCGCGCAGAUCUAUCCUCACCCAGCAGAACUCGAUAGGGUCGCCGCGAGCGCUUAGUCCACAGAAUUCCAUCCGUUCCCGUGGGUCCUCAUCGAGGUCACGCCAACCCUCCAUCCAGGGCCAGACAUCCGUAUUUGGGUCAAUCAGGGAGCUGGAGUACAAACAAAAUAAUCUAAGUCGUGCUAAGGAAGCAGCAGCUGUUGCAGAACAGGAAGAGGCACAAGAACAUUCUGAAACAGAGACAGAGGGUCUUAAGAAAAUAUGUUUUGUUUUUGAACCUAAAGGCUGUUUCAAGGAAAGACAAGACUAUUCCCUUUAUGUCUUCUCGCCAGAAAAUCCGAUACGCCGCAUCAGUUUGUUUCUGGUGUCCAGACGAUGGUUUGACUCCUCUGUGCUCUUCUUUAUUGGCCUUAACUGCAUCACUCUGGCAAUGGAGCGCCCCAACAUUCCUCCAGACUCUGUUGAGCGGCAGGUCCUCAUGAUUUUCAACUAUAUCUUUACAGUAGUGUUCGGCUGGGAAAUGAUUGUCAAGGUUAUCGCACAGGGUCUGCUGUAUGGGAGGGGUGCUUACUUCAACUCUGGCUGGAAUAUCAUGGAUGGUUCACUAGUCAUCAUCUCUUUCAUAGACGUUCUCAUGUCUGUUCUGGCAACCACUUCACCACGCAUCUUUGGCAUCCUCAGAGUCUUCCGUCUCCUGCGUGCUCUUAGACCUCUCAGAGUGAUCAACAGGGCCCCGGGUCUCAAGUUAGUGGUGCAAACAUUAUUAUCAUCACUUCAACCCAUUGGCAACAUAGUCCUCAUUUGUUGUACAUUUUUUAUUAUUUUUGGCAUCCUAGGUGUUCAGCUGUUCAAGGGUUCCUUCUAUUACUGUGAUGGGCCUAAUCUCAAGAAUAUCAUCACUAAGACAGAUUGUCUUGCAAUUAAAGGGAAUCUCUGGCUCAACCGAAAGUACAAUUUUGAUGACCUUGGCCAGGCACUUAUGUCUUUGUUUGUGCUCUCAUCCAAGGACGGAUGGGUCAAUAUCAUGUAUACUGGCUUGGAUGCUGUAGGGGUUGAUAUGCAGCCAAUAGAAAACUACUCUCAGUGGCGGCUUUUGUACUUCAUCUCGUUUUUGCUACUUGUGGGAUUCUUUGUAUUAAACAUGUUCGUGGGUGUUGUGGUGGAGAACUUCCAUCGGUGUCGAGAGGAACAGGAGAAGGAGGAAAAGGCACGAAGGGCUGCCAAAAGGGCUAAAAAACUUGAAAAGAAAAGAAGAAGUAAGUCAAUUAUACCUCUAAUUCUGGGGGAAACCCCUUGUGGCUCUCUGAAGCUACUAUCACUAAUUGUGUACAUUUAUUAGGUCGCAUUGCUGCAGAGUUCUAUAGGCUUACCA